GCGUGUUUUCGUAUUCAGGGAAUAGUUUAACAAGCUUAAGCAUAUCUUCAACCUUGCAGCCUCAUCAAACCUUAGCACUACCUCCUGGAAAUGAAAUUCACUCUCAGUGUUUUGGCGUUUGUCACGUCUGCCAAUGCCUGGACCAUGCAGUUCGACUGCCCAAGAGGCUCUCACUUCGAAGGGUCCUAUUCGGGCUCUAAGAACAAGGGCUGCACUUCCAUCCCAGCAUGUGUCCCAGGCGAUCAUAUGGUUUGGGGUAAUACAAAAAAGUCCAACUGUGUUCUGAGGCUGUACGCCGCUGCGCCUUGUGCCGCUGACCAGGAGAUUGGUCAUUCUAAGGAGAAUUGGGAUCAUAAGUUUGGUCAAGCUGUUUUUGCAUGGGGAGUUACGAACUGUUAGUCAGAAGUUUUACAUGGCUGCAGAAGAAUAUGUUCGUAACAACAUGACGUCUUAUGCGGUUCUCCAGAUAACUAUUGAAGAUAUAUACAUGAGAUGAUGUUCCAAUCACCGUUUCACCAG
Messenger RNA from Fusarium odoratissimum NRRL 54006, 519 nucleotides. RefSeq lists its product as uncharacterized. Lineage: Eukaryota; Fungi; Ascomycota; Sordariomycetes; Hypocreales; Nectriaceae. The record is from RefSeq and is a predicted model, not a curated record. Bases 91 to 399 code for a protein of 102 amino acids. The transcript has 2 exons.